UUUCUUUCAUUUCUAUCACUGUAUUUGCUUUCUUCCCUUAGCUUCCUCUUUUGGCUGUCACUUGUCAAUGGCGUUGGAAGCCUAUUCAUCACAAAAUACUGAUAAAAUCCAUACAGAUGUUCUCUCACAAGCUCGAAUUUCUUGCUACAAGGCAAGAGAUGCAUUUUAUUCAUGCCUGGAGAAAGAAUCCAGCAAGAAACCUACAGAAAUCGCGACAGUUGGGCUUUUAUACCCUGUUGAAUGCAAGAAAACCAGGGAGGAAUAUGUGAAACAAUGUCGACCUACUUGGGUUAAGCAUUUUGAUAGGCAGUAUUGUGGUAAGAAGAGGGUUCAGAGACUUUUGGAUGAUACUGAGUCAAGGAGAGUGGGUUGCACUGGGAUAGAAGGACUAACUCAAGUCCCGCCAUUGCCCAUUGUGGCUGAUUGGACAGUGGAAGCCGAUAAGGUAGGAGAAGACGGCCCACCGCCGCCGUUGAUGGCGGAGCCUCCGCCCAGUAGUAGUGGGUUGUUGUUGGGUUUCAUGGAGUGACACGUGGAAGUGGAGAUAGCUGUGGCUAAGGAAAUUGGCAUAAGGCAUAAGCCUUUACCUUGAAGAUACUGCAUGGCUGAUCCCAUAUCUUCUUCCAUCAGCUUUGCUACCUGAUGCUCCGUCAUCGUCAUGCUGCUGUCGUUGUUUGCAGACGACGUCGUUCCGUUACUGCCGCCCCGACCUCCAUUUCCUUGUACACAACCACCUCCUCCCUGCAAACCAAAUUAGGAGUAAUUAUUAAUUGUUCAGAAAUGUUAAAGAGUCUUAAAUAUGUCAAGACAUUUUUUCAGCAAUAAGAACAUGGAUUGUUAUUAAGGUUACUCCUGAGGACGUGGUGAGAUUUGGGGCGAAUCCAUAGUUUCGGUUACGAGUUUAUGUGAAUUCGGUAGUUUUAGUUUAGAUCACUUUGAAUAUAUGUUUAAAUAUUUCCUAAAUAUUUGACUAUAAACUCAGUUAUUAUUGUAUGUAAUGAUAACCUGAAGUAGUUGUGGGAAUUCAUAAGCUCAAACAG
Solanum dulcamara is the source of this 1040-nucleotide messenger RNA. RefSeq lists its product as uncharacterized. The transcript is spliced from 4 exons. Gene Ontology annotation, cellular component: respiratory chain complex IV; mitochondrion. Lineage: Eukaryota; Viridiplantae; Streptophyta; Magnoliopsida; Solanales; Solanaceae. The record is from RefSeq and is a predicted model, not a curated record. Bases 68 to 529 code for a protein of 153 amino acids.